This is a messenger RNA of Cydia strobilella, 1442 nucleotides long. RefSeq lists its product as uncharacterized. The coding region runs from base 113 to 478 and encodes 121 amino acids. The record is from RefSeq and is a predicted model, not a curated record. NCBI's taxonomy places the organism in Eukaryota, Metazoa, Arthropoda, Insecta, Lepidoptera, Tortricidae. The transcript has 2 exons.
GGUUUUACCGCUUUUAACCCGGCCGGCGGCGCGGGCGCUCCAUUCCGCCGCUCACCGCCGCCCGCGCCGGCCACUCGCUCCUAUUUGUAAUUAACAGAGUAAAUAGAUCACGAUGUACAAGUCCUUGAUUCUGCUGUGUGUUGUUUACUGUGUUGUCAUAGAGGCCCGUCCGAAAUGGCAGUUCCUUCCCCCAGUGCCCGGCUACGUGCCUGUGUACAUUCGCACCGGUGACACUCCCCUCGAGGAAAUCAACCCUGAGCUCGCCGAGGCCUUCCACGCGCUGCCGGCCGGCAGAAGCGCCGGCAAGGAACUUGAGGCUUCCCCUGAAAUGCCCGAACUUGCCGACCAACCUGACAUUCCCGAGCAGCCCGAGCAACCCAGGAAAAUUGACGACUCCCCCGUCGACCAUCGCCCUUAUGAGAAGAAGAAGUCGAAGAAAGCAAGCUCUGAGAUCGCGAAACCGAUUGAGCGUAGAUAAGCUAUAUAAGCUUUCGUAGAGUUAAGUAGUUUGUAAGAAUCGUGACUGAAAUGACUAUUUGUUUUAUAAAAGUAAGAAGUUAAAAAAUGCAUUUAGAGCGGGUUUACUUGUUUUAAUUUUUGGGCCACUUUGAAAACUACUCUUUUAUAAAACAAAUAGAUAUGACUCUUAAGCGCACACAACUGGAACCCCGGUUUGAUAAGCGGUGAUAAGCUGGGACCGCAAAACACAAAUACUCGAGAUCUUUGCAGCGUUAAUAAAAAAAGCCGUAAGCUCAUAAGAGCAUAUUAAAUAAUUGUAAUUAUUUAAAUUUAACGAUAGAUAUAUAAAAAAGAGGGCGCUAUGUACUGAAUUCUGUAUUUAAGUAUCUUUUGAAUACAUCAGUAGUUUUUAUGUUGUUGGCUUCGUCGAUCUAUGAACUCAAAACAAAAACGACCGUUUUUACUUUGGACGCAUAUAGAUUGACGAAUCCAGCAACGUAAAAACUAUUAUAAUGUAUUCAAUACAAAAUACAGUACAUAGCGGCCAACCUUUUUAAAUUUCUAUCGUUAAAUUUAAAUAAUCACAAUUAUUUACCAGUGGCGCUAGUGAACACGUUGAUUGGGCUCUUAAUAUAACUUGUGUGAUACUUAAGACUUUUUGGCUUAAAACAGCAGUAGGGAUAUGAUGGUCGUUCUUGUCUACGUGACAGCGUGAUAAAACGGUGUCCGUCACUUUCUAUCCCGCGAUGUUAAAAAGUGACAGUUAUUUUGUCACGUGGAUAAAGCUAUCCAUAAUACGCCUGCAGAUCUAUUAAACCCCAGAGUGAAGUUAGAUACGUAAGUUUUUCCUUUAUUUAUUUCCUAAGACGUACUUAAACGUGAAAAUUUUGGAUCAAAAACAACCCAUGGCUUGCCUAUUUUUUAUGUAAGUUAUUUUGUUUUUUUUUUUUUUAAUUUUGAAGAAAUAAAGUUAUUUAUUUUAA